Molecule: messenger RNA, 2788 nt
Organism: Acanthopagrus latus (yellowfin seabream)
Lineage: Eukaryota; Metazoa; Chordata; Actinopteri; Spariformes; Sparidae
Gene: wnt1
Product: wingless-type MMTV integration site family, member 1
Exons: 5
Coding region: 328-1440 (370 amino acids)
Biological process (GO): canonical Wnt signaling pathway; cell fate commitment; neuron differentiation
Cellular component (GO): extracellular region
Molecular function (GO): frizzled binding; cytokine activity
Source: RefSeq, a predicted model, not a curated record
ACAGAGGGAGAUGAGAGCAGCAAAUCCCUUUUUUAUUCCCCUCGUAGCGCUCAAUAAGAGAAGAAUGUGUUGCCUAUCACUCACCGAGGGGAUCAAGUCUUCGGGACUGUCCCACGCGUUCAAUGCGCCGUGCAGAGCAUCACUGAGAGAGACAGAGUGAAGAGGACUUGCAGCAGCAGCAGCAGCAGCAGCAGCAGCAGCAGUAGCAUCCUGCCCUGGACACUUCACAUCAUUUAGCAACCUGUCUGCACUCCAGAUCCCUCUAAGUCAAUUAGGGCUCUCCUGCUUCUCUCACCUUUCACCUUUCACGUCCUGUGGCGCGACACGAUGAGGAGCCUGGCGCUGCUGUUAGGGGUGAAAGCCGCUUGCAUCCUGCUGGUGUCUUCGCUCUCGGGCACAGGGGCCGUCAACAACAGCGGCCGGUGGUGGGGUAUUGUCAAUGUUGCCUCCUCGUCCAACCUCCUCACCAACUCCAAGAACGUGCAGUUGGUCCUGGAUCCAAGCCUGGCCCUACUGAGUCGUCGCCAGCGCCGGCUGAUUCGGCAGAAUCCUGGCAUCUUGCAUGCCAUCGCUGCUGGGCUGCACACUGCCAUAAAGGAGUGCAAGUGGCAGUUCCGCAACCGCCGCUGGAACUGCCCGACCACCCACAGCCCAGCGAUUUUUGGCAAAAUCGUCAAUCGUGGUUGCCGAGAAACCGCAUUUAUAUUUGCCAUCACCAGCGCAGGGGUGACCCAUGCUGUGGCCCGCUCCUGCUCAGAAGGUGCCAUUGAGUCCUGCACAUGCGAUUAUCGCCGCAGAGGUCCUGGAGGGCCAGACUGGCACUGGGGGGGCUGCAGCGACAAUGUGGACUUUGGCCGGAUGUUCAGCCGUGAGUUUGUGGACGCCAGUGAGAGGGGCAGAGAUCUGCGCUACCUCACCAACCUACACAACAAUGAGGCUGGCAGAAUGACUGUGUCUUCAGAGAUGCGUCAGGAGUGUAAGUGCCACGGCAUGUCAGGCUCCUGCACCGUGCGCACCUGUUGGAUGCGUCUGCCCAGCUUCCGCACAGUUGGAGACUUCCUGAAAGACCGCUUUGAUGGUGCAUCCCGAGUCGUUUAUGCCAACAAGGGGAGCAAUCGUGCCUCUCACAGGGCUGAUCCCCGACACUUGGAGCCUGAAAACCCGGCUCACAAACCCCCAUCCGCCAUGGACCUGGUCUACUUUGAGAAAUCUCCAAACUUCUGCUCAUACAAUGGCAAAACGGGCACUUUGGGAACUUCUGGGAGAACAUGCAACAGCUCUUCUCCGGGCCUGGACGGAUGUGAGCUGCUGUGCUGUGGACGUGGGUUUAAGACCCGGACCGAGAGUGUGACUGAGCGUUGCCACUGCACCUUCCACUGGUGCUGUCAUGUCAGCUGCUUGAACUGCACCAGUACACGAACGUUACACCAGUGUCUAUGAUCGCAGGGGGACAACCGACUGAAUAUUUAGGCAUUCAUGAAAGGCAAAGAAGGACUUCUUAUCAAAACAGGUAGCUGGCUGAGAAAACCACUAGCACACAAGUGGCAUGAGAUGUUAGAUAAAAGCUACAAAAGCUUAAAGGCGGGUAAACUGAUCCAGGGAACUGCAGCACAAAAUUCAAUCAGUGUUUGUGAAAGAGUGAUAAAAGCACAAAUAUAUGAACAGGGUAUAGAGGGAGUCUAUGUGCUUGCUCCUGGCCUUUGAUGCUCAACAGUAAUACAAGGGUGUCUGUCACUACAGCCAUCCCUGUAGAAUGGAAAUAAUCCACAUCCCACAUCAAAUGUUUACGCUGUGGAUAAAUAGAAGCAAGGGGACAAAAUGAUGUGGUGGAGAAUCAAUUUCUGUAACCAGGUACUACGAGAGCCUUCGUCUCCCCCAGUGAGGGCAGAAACUGGACACAAUGCUUCACAGAUGUUUCUGUGGCCAGAGAGCCACAAACAUGUGCUCUCAUAAACUGGUGAAGACCUCUAACAGGAGGGAAGUUAUUUUAAAAAAAAAAAUCUGUGUUUUGUUUUCUUUUGCUGAAGUUUGGCUUCUCUCACAUGAAUGUGUGUGAAGUUUAUCUCCGGGGAUGGGCCGUCUCCUACCAACUUGUGUACUUAGACCCUGGAUGGAGCCCAACCACUUAUACUUUCCUCACCACAGUUGCCCCUUUAUUUAGAUUUCUCUGGAGUUGAAAACACCUCAACCCUGAUUUGGCACUCUGACUUACACCACAAGAUGCGCCUGAUGUACAUAACUGGGACUGGCACUCGCCAAGGAAAAUAGAAACUGACUUAACAAAUCAUACAGAGGCCAUGAAAAUUGAAUGUAUUAUCAAUACACUGAAACUUACAGCAUGAGAAGAUGUUGUUUGGCAAAUCUGAUAGGUCAAUGUUAUAAAAGAUAUAUAAAAUGUGACCUGCACAAUCUCUCAGAAUGAAAAAGUAUAGCCCUACUGAGAUGAACAUUGAAGUAUAUACAUUAAAUUAAACAAAACAAAAAAAUACACCAAAUUCCUGUUGAUACAUGUGUGUAGCAGGUUUUAAGUAGGCAAAUGGUGUAUUACUUCAAACUAGGCUGAGGUCAAAAUAAAUUUUAUUUUGAAGAAUGCAGCCUCUGCUGAAGAAAUCAUCCUGUAUAUCAGCUAAGAGAACCAAAAUGAUGUAAAUAUUAAAAUCUAUGAAUAUAUUUAUGAUGAUGUCAUUUGUAAGUUUGCUGAAUGAUUUAUGUACAUGUCAGCGGCUGGAGAAUAUACUAUCAUUACUGUCAUGUCAGGAGAAGUUUUGUUCUAAUGCCCUUUUUCUCU